AUGUAUCCUUAUAAACAAAAAUGCCAAACAUCCCCAAUGGUAGUCCGUACAAGUCAAGGCCACUCAAGUAGGAAAGUUUUUGAUAUAAGAGAUGGAACUUCAUUAGGAAAUCUUCUCAGAGACUAUGCUAGGGCAUUUAAGCUAUAUCAUAUUGACAUGGAGAAUGUAAGAGAGUCAAUAGUUCCUGUUCUUACAUAUGCAGGGCUUUUGACAAUUCAAAUCUUUGGGUUUUUAUGUAUAGUUUCGUGGGCUGAGGAUAUGGGCGGGAUAAGCUCUACCCUAGGGUUGUCCUUUGGAGCCUUCUGUGCGAUGAUCAUGUUCUUUUUUGGAGCAGGAUACAUCUACAGGGGAACUCUUGGGAAAGGGACCGAUACAUCUUACAUUUCAUAUGUGUAUGUGGUUGCACUUUCUGUCGUACACUAUCCAUAUCUUAUGUUUGUAGGGCUGUUGACAAAAGGUAUAUGGAUGUUUCUCUGCAUGAUGGCCAUCACCUCUAUCUCCCAGUUUCUUAUCAGAACAUCAAUGCUAAGAAACCACAGCUUUGAAAACCACAGAGAUGGAUUUAUGUUUGAUAUCAUCACGUUUAUUCUUCAAUGUGGUUUUUGCUUUGGUAGCCUCUCUCUCUUUAGUUUAUUGUCCCCUGCUAACUAA
Molecule: messenger RNA, 651 nt
Organism: Encephalitozoon romaleae SJ-2008
Lineage: Eukaryota; Fungi; Microsporidia; Unikaryonidae
Exons: 1
Coding region: 1-651 (216 amino acids)
Source: RefSeq, a predicted model, not a curated record